CGAGAACCACCAUCCAUAUGGAAUUAAAACUACGUCUACGGGAAUUCUCACCCGUUCGAAUUCUUGCGUAACAACUCCAAAUAUCUCUCAUUCUUACUCACCACUUACCUCUCCUGCACCACCUUGGAAAAACUCCCCCGCUAGCAAGUUGGAAGGUCGGAGGCAUCGAUACGCCAAGUCGCUGUCCGAAGCUCCGCCUCUCUUGCCAUAUCCUCCUUCCCGAUCCUCCUCUCGAUCGUCUAGGCGGAGCAUGUCAAUGUCUGAGGUCUUGGAUGAUCAAGAUAUCUUCUCAGACAUAGGUCUUAGAGAAAGGUGCUCGUCCUCUCUAGUCAGACCUGAUGACAGCAUCUCCAACAACAACAACAACAACACUCCCACGAAGACCACGGACUUCCACGAAGAGAUCGUCCGAAAGCUUGAGAUUCCCGCCAACCCAAAACACUGGUCUCCAACAAGCCUCUCUUUGUAUCUAGGGCAUGUUUUGUCCAACAAAACUGGAGGGACGUUCCCGGACCCUGUCGUUCGAGAUAUUCAACUAGUCAUAAUUCGUGAGAGAAUGAAUGGAAAGUCUUUCUUGCAUCUAACUGAGGAAGAUCUCGUCAAGCUUGGAAUCAAUCCUAUCUGGCGGCCCAAGUUCUUGUCACAAGCGUAUCGACUGCGUCAGAAGGUUGUGCGCGGUCAGAUUGUUGGCUUCGAUGAGGACGGUUCUCCUAGUGCGAGCCCGCCAUGCACAAAGAGUGAAACAAGCAAGGGUAGCUCGAAGUCUACUCCCAGUCCACGUGGAUCUAAGAUCUACCAGGAACGUCAGCAACAAGUCACAACAGGAACUAAAGAUGAAACUGGUUGGAUCGGUCGUGCUUUAUUGGGUACCCCAAGUCCCACUCGCUCGAGGCUCAGUGGAGAGCCGAAUCCAUCGUAUCGGCUUAAUCAGUCUUUUGGGUCGUCCAGUGUCUCCCGUGUACGCGGCAUGGUCGCUUCGUAUGAACGCAGCCUUGGCUCUGACAGCGCCAGCUCUUGUUCUGACACGGGGGACGAGGCUGACGACGAGUUUUUCGAUAAGGGGAGAGACUUUGGAAGUAGUUUGACCACCUAUCUUGAAAUCUCACCAAAGGGCACUGUGGACGAUGCCACUAGCACAACCCUUGUUGUAUCGACUGGGGUGGAGAACGAUCAGAUGUUAUCAGGUCAUUCACCAGACUCAAUCGUUCAAUCCAACACAAGUAGUAGGUCUGGAUAUAUCACCCCUGAUUCCGCCUCUUUAUCCACGAGCUUUCCGGAGCAUCACGAUCGACCCUCGUCUCCACUUCAACAUCUCGGUGAAGAUAAAUCUGGUCAUUUGGAGCGCUCGCUUCCGUCCCCCACCACGAGCUCGGCAUCGUCUUCUGCAGCCCCCGGUGUACCGGAGCCGACCAUGGAGACGCCGCCGUUCAUCACUGGCUCGAGAGCACCCUGGCUCGCCAAACGGCCCACAAAAUCUCGGCUUCAGUUCACAUCCCCUCUAGGAUUUCAGGCAAGAAUCGGCAUCUCAAGACACCCUCGACCCCGCUCGAAAAUCUGUUUGACUCAAUUGUGUUGGAGUCGACUUCUGAAAAAGUUCAGACUCUUGAUGUUAAAGCCCCUGUCACAUAUGACAGUAAGGCUGUUGAAACUGUCCCAUUGGAGCCCGUUCCUUCUCUGGAGAAGCCUUCACCGACUGAGGAGCUGCGAAAGCCCCAUUGCGGAUGCAGAGAAUCAAACCGUCAAUCCAUAUCGUUUUGCUGACAAAGGCACUCAAUGUGAAGCUCAAAGGCGCCCUAAACCACCCAAGGCGCAGUCGCCAACAAUUCCUCAUUCGUCGGACGAAUUGCCGUCGAAUUUUUCACAGUACGUUUUAGCUGCGAGCCUCGGGAUUGUAGUAGUCAUUGCACAAACGAUAUUCAAACGCUUAAUGGUGAAACGUUCUUAAACCUAUCACUUCAGUCCACGGCUGUUUGGAUGUUCUUUUCUAUAUCUUGCUCGCUUAUCUGUCUUCAAGCAUUUAUGUUGUACAAGACGGUGUUCAUGAUAUUACGUCGCAUUUACGACCCUUAACCCGCACUGCGUUCCAGUAUAGUAUGAAACUAAAAUUAACUGACUUCAAUGGAAUUCAGACCCGGAGU
This is a messenger RNA of Cantharellus anzutake, 2138 nucleotides long. RefSeq lists its product as uncharacterized. The transcript is spliced from 5 exons. Lineage: Eukaryota; Fungi; Basidiomycota; Agaricomycetes; Cantharellales; Hydnaceae. Bases 251 to 1945 code for a protein of 564 amino acids. The record is from RefSeq and is a predicted model, not a curated record.